Ilex paraguariensis (yerba mate) is the source of this 729-nucleotide messenger RNA. NCBI's taxonomy places the organism in Eukaryota, Viridiplantae, Streptophyta, Magnoliopsida, Aquifoliales, Aquifoliaceae. The record is from the annotation of a GenBank genome assembly.
AUGAUGAAAAGGGCUUCCGUGGAUUUUCAUAAAUCUCAUGGUGUUGAUGAAGAGGCUACGAGUAGACUCAAACAUCAAGCCCUAUUACAAGAGUUAUUGAAAUUGCAAAAGGAAUUUGUUUCAAAGAAGAGGAAAUUGCAGACUGCAAAGCAAAAGAGGGAUACCCUUUUGACAGAAGUCCGAUUCCUGAGGCGACGGCAAAGAUAUUUGGUGAAAUAUCAAUCUCCGAAACAUGACAUGGAAAAAUAUUUUGUUCAUCAGCAAAAUGCAGACAUCCAAAUAGGAAAGCUUGAAGGAGAAAGAAAUCAUAAUAGUGCCCAGGAAAUUUUGGUCAAGAAUUCAAAUAAGGGACCUAAAGAGGGGGAAGGAGAAGGGGAAGAGCCAGUUUCCAGGAAUGCAUGGAGAGUUGGAAGGAAGCCUCAGAGUUACUUGUUUGAUGACAAAAGAGUGGGCAAGAAGAAAAUCUUAUGGCAAGAUCCAGUGACAUUGAAGCAAAAUGCAGACAUCCAAAUAGGAAAGCUUGAAGGAGAAAGAAAUCAUAAUAGUGCCCAGGAAAUUUUGGUCAAGAAUUCAAAUAAGGGACCUAAAGAGGGGGAAGGAGAAGGGGAAGAGCCAGUUUCCAGGAAUGCAUGGAGAGUUGGAAGGAAGCCUCAGAGUUACUUGUUUGAUGACAAAAGAGUGGGCAAGAAGAAAAUCUUAUGGCAAGAUCCAGUGACAUUGAAGGUCUAA